Molecule: messenger RNA, 1675 nt
Organism: Pteronotus mesoamericanus
Lineage: Eukaryota; Metazoa; Chordata; Mammalia; Chiroptera; Mormoopidae
Gene: CPNE4
Product: copine 4
Exons: 15
Coding region: 2-1675 (557 amino acids)
Biological process (GO): cellular response to calcium ion
Cellular component (GO): plasma membrane
Molecular function (GO): calcium-dependent phospholipid binding
Source: RefSeq, a predicted model, not a curated record
AAUGAAGAAGAUGAGCAACAUUUACGAGUCGGCUGCCAACACGCUGGGGAUCUUUAACAGCCCCUGCCUGACCAAAGUGGAGCUGCGUGUGGCCUGCAAAGGCAUUUCUGACCGCGAUGCCCUUUCCAAACCAGACCCCUGCGUCAUCCUCAAGAUGCAGUCCCACGGGCAGUGGUUCGAGGUUGACAGAACAGAGGUGAUUCGCACUUGCAUAAACCCAGUGUAUUCGAAACUGUUUACUGUGGACUUUUAUUUUGAAGAGGUGCAGCGCCUGCGGUUCGAGGUCCAUGACAUCAGCAGCAACCACAAUGGGCUGAAGGAGGCUGACUUCCUUGGUGGCAUGGAGUGCACACUUGGCCAGAUUGUCUCCCAGAGAAAGCUGUCCAAAUCCUUGUUGAAGCACGGGAAUACUGCGGGGAAGUCCUCCAUCACGGUGAUUGCUGAAGAAUUAUCUGGCAAUGACGACUAUGUUGAACUUGCAUUCAACGCACGGAAAUUGGAUGACAAGGAUUUCUUCAGUAAAUCUGACCCAUUUCUGGAAAUUUUUCGUAUGAAUGAUGAUGCAACUCAGCAGCUUGUACACCGAACUGAGGUGGUGAUGAAUAACUUAAGCCCAGCCUGGAAGUCAUUCAAAGUAUCAGUAAAUUCCCUCUGCAGCGGCGAUCCAGACCGCCGGCUAAAGUGCAUAGUGUGGGACUGGGACUCCAACGGCAAACAUGACUUCAUUGGAGAAUUCACCUCGACGUUCAAGGAGAUGAGAGGAGCAAUGGAAGGAAAGCAGGUGCAGUGGGAGUGCAUCAACCCCAAGUACAAAGCCAAGAAGAAGAAUUAUAAGAACUCAGGCAUUGUGAUUUUGAAUCAAUGCAAGAUCCACAAGAUGCAUUCCUUCUUGGACUACAUCAUGGGUGGCUGCCAGAUCCAGUUUACAGUAGCUAUAGAUUUCACUGCCUCAAACGGGGACCCCAGGAACAGCUGUUCCCUGCACUACAUCCACCCUUACCAACCCAAUGAGUACCUGAAGGCCUUGGUGGCUGUCGGGGAGAUUUGCCAAGACUAUGACAGUGACAAAAUGUUCCCAGCCUUUGGAUUCGGUGCCAGGAUACCCCCAGAGUACACGGUCUCUCAUGAUUUCGCAAUCAACUUUAACGAAGACAACCCAGAAUGUGCAGGAAUUCAAGGGGUUGUGGAAGCCUAUCAGAGCUGCCUUCCCAAGCUCCAGCUCUACGGUCCCACCAACAUCGCGCCCAUCAUUCAGAAGGUCGCCAAGUCAGCGUCGGAGGAGACGAACACCAAGGAGGCGUCGCAAUACUUCAUCCUGCUCAUCCUGACCGACGGUGUCAUCACAGACAUGGCCGACACCCGGGAGGCCAUUGUCCAUGCCUCCCACCUCCCCAUGUCGGUCAUCAUCGUGGGAGUGGGCAACGCUGACUUCAGUGACAUGCAGAUGCUGGAUGGUGACGACGGGAUUCUGAGGUCACCCAAGGGAGAGCCUGUCCUUCGAGACAUCGUUCAGUUCGUGCCCUUCAGGAACUUCAAACAUGCAUCUCCAGCUGCCCUGGCAAAGAGCGUGUUGGCUGAAGUUCCAAACCAAGUCGUGGACUAUUACAAUGGCAAAGGGAUUAAGCCAAAAUGUUCAUCAGAAAUGUAUGAGUCUUCCAGGACACUAGCACCGUGA